Chlorocebus sabaeus (green monkey) is the source of this 1759-nucleotide messenger RNA. RefSeq names its product olfactory receptor 2L13-like. The record is from RefSeq and is a predicted model, not a curated record. Gene Ontology annotation, biological process: G protein-coupled receptor signaling pathway. Gene Ontology annotation, cellular component: membrane. Gene Ontology annotation, molecular function: G protein-coupled receptor activity; olfactory receptor activity. NCBI's taxonomy places the organism in Eukaryota, Metazoa, Chordata, Mammalia, Primates, Cercopithecidae.
AACCCUGUCUCCUGAUAAGAUGUUAUCAAUGACAAUGCAUUCCCAAAACUUAAUUAGCAAUUUUAAUUUCACCCCAGUACUGUGAUCUCGCUCUGCCCCCAUUUGCUUUGUGAUAUUUUAUUGCCUUGUGAAGCAUGUGAUCUCUGUGACCCACACCCUAUUUGUACACUCCCUUCCCUUUGAAAAUCACUAAUAAAAACUUGCUGGUUUUGUGGCUUGAGGGGCAUCACACAACCUGCCGACAUGUGGUGUCUCCCCGGACACCCAGCUUUAAAAUUUCUCUCUUUUGUACUCUUUCCCUUUAUUUCUCAGACCAGCUGACACUUAGGGAAAAUAGAAAAGAAGCUAUGUUGAAUUAUUGGGGGUGGUUCCUCCAAUAAUUGGCGAGGAGUUAUCUAGAAAGGACUGCUUUAAUUAUCUUCUUUAUCUUGCCGCCUACAGGGCUAGACUUUCUACUGAAAGACCUCACAUGUAUCUGUGACUUGCUGAGAUGCUUACCAGAAACAAUUGGGUAGGGAACAUUCCAUUCAGAUAUAAAAAUUGAUUCAACAAAACCUGCAGUGUUUGUGGAGAAACAAUGCAUUCUAAACAAACAUUGAUAAACUCAGUUCCUUCUUGUUUUUCUGUUGUGUUUCAUUUCAUGUUUUCUGCUUUGCUUUUGUUUCUAUUUCUCUUUCAACACAGUUACAGCAGAAAGUUUUCAUGGAGAAAUGGAAUCACACUUCAAAUGAUUUCAUUUUGUUGGGUCUGCUUCCCCCAAAUCAAACUGGCAUAUUCCUCUUGUGCCUUAUCAUCCUCAUAUUCUUUCUGGCCUUGGUGGGUAACUCGGCCAUGAUUCACCUCAUCCAGGUGGAUCCUCGUCUCCACACACCCAUGUACUUUCUUCUCAGCCAGCUCUCCCUCAUGGACCUGAUGUACAUCUCCACCACCGUCCCCAAGAUGGCGUACAACUUCCUCUCUGGCCAGAAAGGCAUCUCCUUCCUGGGAUGUGGUGUGCAAAGCUUCUUCUUCCUCACCAUGGCAGGUUCUGAAGGCUUACUACUGACCUCCAUGGCCUAUGACCGUUAUGUGGCCAUCUGCCACCCUCUCCAUUAUCCCAUCCGCAUGAGUAAAAUGAUGUGUGUAAAGACGAUCAUAGGCUCUUGGACCCUGGGGUCCAUCACCUCUUUGGCACACACAGUCUCUACCCUCCAUAUUCCCUACUGCAGGACUAGGGCCAUUGACCAUUUCUUCUGCGAUGUCCCAGCCAUGUUGCUUAUUGCCUGUACAGAUACUUGGGUCUAUGAAUAUAUGGUUUUUGUAAGUACAAGCCUCUAUCUGCUCUUUCCUUUCAUUGGCAUCACUGCUUCUUACGGCCGAGUCCUAUUUGCUGUCUAUCAUAUGCGCUCAAAGGAGGGAAGAAAAAAGGCCUUAAGUACCAUUUCGACACAUUUAACUGUUGUGAUCUUUUACUAUGCACCUUUUGUCUACACCUAUCUUCGGCCAAGGAAUCUCCGCUCACCAGCUGAAGACAAGAUCCUGGCAGUUUUCUACACCAUCCUUACCCCCAUGCUCAAUCCCAUUAUCUACAGCCUCAGGAAUAAGGAAGUCCUGGGGGCCAUGACAAGAGUGUUUGGGAUAUUCUCUUUCCUGAAAGAAUAAUCAUGGCCUUCCCUACUCCCUUCGUAUUUCCUCUUUCCAAGCUGAUUUGAACACCCUAGAGCAGGGUUGUCCAAUAGAAAUAUAACAUAAUUUAAAAUUUUCUAAUAGGUACAUUUAA